Aegilops tauschii subsp. strangulata is the source of this 552-nucleotide messenger RNA. NCBI's taxonomy places the organism in Eukaryota, Viridiplantae, Streptophyta, Magnoliopsida, Poales, Poaceae. The record is from RefSeq and is a predicted model, not a curated record.
AUGGGGAUAUUUGUGAGGCACGGGUGGGCCAGGCUAGGCCAACCCAAGGUGGCGGACUCGUCCGGGCCGCCCCAUAUCCACCCUACAUUUGGGCUGGAUAUGAGGGCGCCGGACAUCACAACCGGUUUAAGGCACCCGUCUGGUCCAAACCCUAGCUCGUUCCCCUCGCGCCGCCGGACGUGUCCGCCGCCGGCCGGACGAAGCCGCAGCCACCCCACGUCCGCCACGUGGCGCCCGCCGCCGCCCGUACCGCGCCGGCCCGCCGCGGGCCCGCGGGCCCGCGCCACCGGCGCCCGCAUCCGCGCCCGCUCCUCCGGGCCCCGCCGCCGUCUCCUCGCCGCCCUGCUCGCCGCCGGCCGUCGCGCCACCGCCGACGCCUCACGCCGCCGCCUCAUCGCCGUCUUCCGCCGCCCCGCCUCCCGCCGGGCCCCGCGUCGGCGUCCUCCCGCGCCGGCCCCGCCGUCUCCUCCCUCCGCCGCCGCACGCCGCCCCGCCGGCGUCCCCGCCGGCCCUUUCUCCGGCGAGCUUCGGCCCGAGCUCGAACCCUCGUGA